AUGCGCCUUACUUCCACAAGCUCGAUGCUUCUCGCCUCCGUCGCAAUCUCUUCCGCCGCUGCUAUGCCGCUUUCGCCCAUUGUUGUGCCGACGCAGGACGUCGCCGCACUCCUCGGGCUUACCUCUGCGUCCUCCACUCCAUCAUUCGCAUCCUCCGCAAGUGUCCCCACCCGAGGACCCGCGCUGCACAGGAAGAAGCGCGACGACGCCGGAUUCACGCUUGACGACCCUGACACCAGCUCUGUCCUAGGUGCACAAAUGGGUCUCCCGGCCUUCAUAGAAGGCACAGAACUUGAGCCCGCUGCCGCGAUCCCGAUCAAUAGCUGGAUGAGGGCCCACUCCACCACGUUCACCACCCAGUCGACUGCCGCCGCCGUAAGCACGGCCUCUAGCACGAACCCACUAUUUCAUGGGUUUUUGCUGCUCAAACUGAGGUGA
Punctularia strigosozonata HHB-11173 SS5 is the source of this 438-nucleotide messenger RNA. RefSeq lists its product as uncharacterized. The transcript has 2 exons. NCBI's taxonomy places the organism in Eukaryota, Fungi, Basidiomycota, Agaricomycetes, Corticiales, Punctulariaceae. The record is from RefSeq and is a predicted model, not a curated record. The coding region runs from base 1 to 438 and encodes 145 amino acids.